AACAGCAAAAAAGGCUUAGUAGCCUGGCAGAUUCAGUGCCAGACAGACUAGUUUCUGAUAAAGUUGAUUCAGCGCUCAUACGGGACAAGCCGGUUCAGGAGACAGUGCCAAGUGAGAAGAGGGCAAUGGAGGAGAAGAGAAGCAUUGUCAAGAGCCCUCAGCACAUGGCUGAUACCUCCGUCGAUGAUAUUGGCAUUCCCCUGAGGAAUACAGACAGAUCGAAGGACUGGUACAAGACGAUGUUCAAACAGAUCCACAAGCUAAACAGAGACACUCCUGAAGAAAACCCUUAUUGCCCUACCUACAUAUUUCCUGAACUUCCUGAAAUCCAGCAAAAAACUGAAGAAGACAAUCCUUAUUCACCUACAUACCAGUUUCCUGCGUCUACUCCUAGUCCUAUCUCUGAAGAUGAAGAUUCUGAUUCAUACUCUCCUCGUUAUUCCUAUUCUGAGGACAGCAGAACCCAGCUUUCAGUUCCCCGCUCCAAGAGUGAAACGGACACUAUUGAUUCAGAGAAGGUUGUUAAGAGGUCUGCCACUUUGCCACUGCCAAACCGUACUUCAUCACUGAAAUCAAGCCCAGAAAGGACUGACUGGGAGCCUCCAGACAAGAAGGUGGACACCAGAAAAUACCGUGCAGAGCCCAGGAGCAUUUAUGACUAUCAGCCAGGAAAGUCCUCGGUUCUGAACAAUGAAAAGAUGACUCGGAAUAUAAGCCCAGAAGAGAUAGAUUUAAAGAAUGAACCUUGGUAUAAAUUCUUUUCGGAAUUGGAGUUUGGGAAACCGCCUCCAAAAAAGAUUUGGGAUUAUACUCCUGGAGAUUGCUCUAUCCUUACUAGAGAGGAUAGAAAGACUGAUCUAGAAAAAGACCUCUACCUCUACCAGACUGAGUUAGAGGCAGAUUUAGAAAAAAUGGAGAAGCUUUAUAAAGCGCCACAUAAAAAGCCACAGAAGAAUACAGCAGGUGUUACUCCUCUGGAAACUUCCACGGACCAUUCUUCCUACUCCACAUAUUCACCCAACUACCAUGCAGUGAAGAGGGAGUCAGAACCAGCACUGGGGGACUCUGCUGGCUUGGAGAAUGAAAGGCAGAUUUACAAGAGUGUGCUGGAAGGUGGAGAUAUCCCGUUCCAGGGGCUGAGUGGUCUCAAGCGACCUUCUAGCUCUGCUUCCACAAAAGUGGAUCGUAAAGGUGGGAAUGCUCAUAUGACUGCACCCUCUUCAGUUAAUAGCCGAACCUUUAACGCUAGUCAUACCGGUAUGUUAGGUCACGCAUGUAAACAUAAGAAGCCCUUAUCAGCUGCAAAAGCCUGCAUUACUGAAAUCCUCCCUUCUAAAUUCAAACCCAAACUAGCAGCUCCAGCUGCUCUUGUGCAGGACAAGAAGGGUAUCUUGCUGUCUCAUGAGAAAGCUCAAAGCUGCGAAAACCUUCGUAGCUCCAUUGCCUUGUUCGAUAAUAAAAAAGCUUUCAUGGUAGACAUAGGGGAAAGCAUAGAAAACAUGUUGAUGAAGUCGAAGCAGGAGUAUGCCAUCAAAUCUGGCAGUACCAUGAGCCUGCAGGAGUAUGGCACCAACUCUAGGAAAGGCUACCUGUUCCCUGCCUCCAGGAAGAGUGGGAUGGAGUUUACAAUGCUGUAUAAAGACAUGCACCAGAUCAACCGGUCCAGAAUCCAUUUGGGCACAGUCUCCUCCUGCAGCGUGAGGGAUAUUGCAUCUCAGUUUGAGAAUGAAGCAAAGGACAGGAUGGAGCACAGCCUUAGUCGAGAGGAUUCAGAGCAGAUCCCCAAACACACCGUUUCCUCCCGUAUCAGUGCCUUUGAGCAGCUGAUCCAGAGAUCCCGAUCCAUGCCCUCACUUGACUUUUCCAUUGGACAAACAAAAUUCACCACUUCUCUCCAGUCUAAAACUUGUCUGAGUUCUGCCUACUCUGCAGAGUUUCUUCUGGAUUUGCCGAAAGCACACCAAGAAGAGAAGGAUGCUGCCAGCUGGGCAGAUAAAUCCUCUCACUCCUGUAGCAACGUGGAGGACACGGCUUCAGAUGCUAGUGAUGCCAUCCCUAUGGACACACUUUCAGCUUGCACGGAUGAGGUAGAUCUCCUGUCAAAUGCAUCCAAUGACAGCGGCAGCAGCAGCAGCAACCUCAAUGGGCCUCAGAAGCAUAAAAUCAACAGAUGCAAAGGCGCAUGCCCAGCUUCCUACACCAGGUUCACUACCAUCCGAAGACAUGAGCAGCAGCAGGCCUCCAGGAACCCUGACUCCAAAGGGGAUGUCUAUGGGGACAGACACAUGUUCCCCAGAAACGUCUACCUAAUGAGCCCGCUUCCCUUCCGAUUGAAAAAGCCCUUCCAACACAAGUCCUGCAGGACUGCACCCCCAGACUGCCCGGGAAGCCCGGCAGUGCCCAGCCCUGAGAACCCAGACGACCCCAUACAGCUGCAGGGGAGCGUAGGAGACAAGAGUCACCACUCCCAGCACCAACUGUGCUCCAGAAGCAGGCCUCUAGCCCCCAGGCGCCUGUCUUCCUUUGACAUUGUGGAGAGGCUUAGCUACUUCCCCACCAUGGGAUCUAGCCGAGAUGGCUUCAUGGGCCGGGCUGGCACUCCUGACUCCUUAAACAAUGGAAACCUUGUUCCAUAUGCUCUCUGUCACAGCCUGGACACAAACAACAACCCGCAAAGUGAACUUGGGACGUACCUAGGAGAUUCAGAAUCACCAAGGCAUUUUGUACCAGUUGAUUACAUGGAAACUCCAGAAGAAAUUAUCCGCAGACGGCAUGACGAUAAAGAGAAACUUUUAGAGGACCAGAGACGGCUUAAACGUGAGCAAGAAGAAGCUGAUAUUGCAGCUAGAAGGCACACAGGGGUUAUUCCAACGCACCAUCAGUUUAUCACUAAUGAGCGAUUUGGGGACCUCCUAAAUGUAGACGAUACAGCAAAGAGGAAAUCUGGGUCAGAGAUGAGACCUGCUAGAGCCAAGUUUGACUUUAAAGCGCAGACGCUAAAGGAACUUCCUCUGCAAAAAGGAGAUAUUGUUUACAUUUACAAGCAGAUUGACCAGAACUGGUAUGAAGGUGAACACCAUGGCAGAGUUGGCAUCUUCCCACGAUCGUACAUAGAGCUCCUCCCACCAGCUGAGAAAGCUCAUCCCAAAAAGCCAUCACCAUUGCAAGUAUUGGAAUAUGGAGAUGCUAUUGCUAAGUUCAACUUCAAUGGGGAUACCCAAGUGGAAAUGUCCUUCAGAAAG
Molecule: messenger RNA, 3242 nt
Organism: Pelecanus crispus (Dalmatian pelican)
Lineage: Eukaryota; Metazoa; Chordata; Aves; Pelecaniformes; Pelecanidae
Source: RefSeq, a predicted model, not a curated record